Molecule: messenger RNA, 5022 nt
Organism: Notolabrus celidotus (New Zealand spotty)
Lineage: Eukaryota; Metazoa; Chordata; Actinopteri; Labriformes; Labridae
Gene: nbr1b
Product: NBR1 autophagy cargo receptor b
Exons: 24
Coding region: 195-3335 (1046 amino acids)
Biological process (GO): macroautophagy
Cellular component (GO): phagophore assembly site
Molecular function (GO): ubiquitin binding
Source: RefSeq, a predicted model, not a curated record
ACCUUUGUUCCGGACACAUGGUGCAGGGUGGGCGUGUCGAGGGCGCUGAUGUAAACACAAAGUAGCCUCAUCCCCAUCGGAUAAGUGACUGUGAAGCGAAUUGGCGAGAUUAACCCAAAUAGCUGUUAUUGUCGGGGGAAACGCUCCGUCGUCCGUCCUAUGUAAUAUGCUUUAGUGCACUGAAAGGCAACGUCAUGGACUUCUACAUCAAUCUGAAGGUGAAUUUCAGAGGAAAUUCCAAAAAUUUCCUCCUGUCGGGAUCCGAGACCAAGAGCUGGGAGUCAAUGGAAGCAAUGGUGAAACGAUCUUUUGGUCUGUCCAGUCUUCAGCUGACAUAUUUCGAUGAAGAGAAUGAAGAGGUGUCUAUUAACAGCCAAGCGGAGUAUGAGGAGGCACUGAAGAGCGCAGGAAGGCAGGGGAACCGACUGCUAAUGAACGUGUACGAGACUCGGGCCCAGCCGACACGGGUCCCCACCAACAAGGCCAGUGCAACAGAGCCAAAGAGGGGCUUCAGACCCCCACAGCACUGCCCUGCUCUGGCCCAGGUGGUCAGCCGCAAAGUCCAGGCUGCAGUGCCGGAUCAGGGCAUGCAGUUGAUAAUGAAAGAGGUGAAAGGGACCAAAGAAGAAGACAAGACUCCUCCAGCCUGGUUCACAUCCUACAUGGAGAAGUUUAAGGACCAGGUGGUCCGUGAGGCCGUGGAGAAGAUCUGCAGAGAGUUUUCUGGACAGUGCUGCAUCCACAAGCCCCUGGGAGGAGGUGGAGGAACAGGGACGGGAGGCGGAGGUAGAGCGGAAGCAGUGGGAGGAGCAGAGGCUGAGCAAGUCCCUGAGGUUUCUUCUUCCACUCUGCCUGGAGCUCCAUCCUCCUCCACCCCUCCUUGCUCCUCCUGCAGGGGGCAGACCACUGGAGGAGGCUACCAGUGCAGUGUGUGUACGUCCUGUACUCUGUGUGAACCCUGCAGCUUCUCUCAUGACCCCAGUCAUAACCUGGUGAGAGCUAGGACUCCUCUUUCCAUUCCAGAGCACGGAUCCCCUGCCCCGGACCACAGCAGGUUCUACAGGCGAGGUGACCGCAGCUUCCGGAAGGCAGAGAAGCAGCGUCUGAAAGCAGAGAAGCGCUUGCUGAAGGCUGAGGUCAAAGAGAUAAGAAAACAGUUGAGGAUGGAGAGGCGAGGAAUACAGUGGAGCUCCUCUCACAGAGACGGAAGCUCCUCCCCUGUCCUUCUGCAACCUCGAGCAACCCAGCACAACAGCCCAGAGCGCCCAAAGCGUCCCUGUCCCCUUGUGGUUCCAGCCAUGACGGCUGCCUUUCUAGAUGAGAACCUUCCUGAUGGAACCCGUCUGCGUCCAGGGACCAAGUUUAUCAAGUACUGGAAGAUGAGGAACACUGGGACAAUCAACUGGAAUGCUGAUACAAAGCUUAAGUUCAUGUGGGGAAACCUAGCAGUUGGAUCUGGGGACCGUUGGAGGGAAGUGUCUGUCCCCUUCCUCCAGCCUGGACAGAUUGGUAUAGUGAGUGUAGCACUAUGUGCUCCCACUGUGGAAGGCUCAUACACUUCCCACUGGCGCCUUGCCCACGCCGGAGAGCAGUUUGGACCAAGGGUUUGGUGCAGCAUCGUGGUUGAUCCGCUGGCUCCAGCACCAAUGAUGGCUGAUGGGAUACUGGUGUCACCCUGUGUCACACCACAGGGUAAGAACCCAGUGACAAAGGAUGGAAAAGCCUGUGCAACAUUGAGGGAACAACCAUUAAUGUCGGUGGACCAAGAGGAGUACUUUAUCCCCUCGGUGGACCUGCUAACUGCACAGGAUCUUCUGUCAUUUGAGCUGUUGGACAUCAACAUUGUCCAAGAAUUGGAAAGUGUCCCAAACAACACGCCAGCAGACAUGACACCAUGCAUGUCCCCUCUGCCUCAAGAUGGAACUGUGCAGGACAAAAGCAGUCCCUCCUUGGGUCUCAUCCAGGAAGAGACUGAAGCCAUCAAUAGCAUCAUGAAUGUUCCUCAUGAAGCAGGAGCUGGAGCCGAAGGAGGCAGUGUCCCAGCUCAGGAGGAAGGGGAUGAUGACAUCAGUGGGACUCAGUUUGUUUGCGAGACAGUGAUUCGCUCCAUGACUUUGGAGGAAGCCCCUGACCACGCCCCUUUAAGAGCGUCUCGUUCAGGGUCAGGUAAAGUAGUGCGACCUGCUGCUCAGGGUGGCUCCUCCUCCUCCUCCUGUGUGAAGAGUAAAAUAGUGAAAACAGAGGAGAGCCCAGACAGCAGUCCCAGCAGCCCGAAAACCCCUCAGAAACCACCAGCUACCCUGAAAGCUUCUCUCCCUGCCCCACUGAAAGCGUCCUUGCCUGCUGCCCUGUUUGCAACACAGAUCCUGGGACCUGGCCCCAGCUCAGCACCCACACCACUCCAUGGCUCACCCAGGGCUUCAACACUGCAGGAACAUGUGAAUACAGAUACAGGGGAAGUUUCCCACAUGAAGAGCAUCUGUGUGGAGUCCAGGCUGAAAGAGAAAGAGAAGGAGUCAGAAGAGGGAGGGGAGAAAGAAGAUGAGGAGAAGAGAGAAGGCAUAAGAAGUCGCUCCUCGUCCACCUCCUCAGAGGAUUACAUCAUCAUCCUCCCCGACUGCUUUGACACAAGUCGCCCAUUGGGGGAGUCCAUGUAUAGUUCAGCUCUGUCCCAGCCUGGCGACAUCACAGUCAUAACCCCCACAGACCCAGAAACCUCUUCUCCUAACCAGCUGGGCGGCUCCAUCCCAGAGGUAGAGCUGGGUGAAGGUGAUGCUGCAGCAGGUCUAGACACAGGGAUGUCAGGCGCCAGUAGUGCUAAUGACAUGCUUUGCACAUCUCAGACGCUGGACGACGAGCCGCUAACACCUGAGGUUGUGGCCCUGCCGCAAAACGUCAUCAACCCAAGCCCAGAGAGCAGUGAAGAAACAGAUUUCACAGAGGGAGCAGAGGGCUCAGAGGGGUCGGAUCUGUACCAAACAGAAGAUGAGUCUGGUCCUAAAAAGCCUCCAAAAGAGGACGCUGACGCUUCUGAAGACACGGAGGAGGACAACUCUAAUGAUCCCAGACACCCAGGCAUCACCAGCGGCCUGGUAAAAGGAGCUUUGUCGGUAGCUGCUUCUGCCUACAAAGCCCUGUUCACUGGACAAGGCCCCACACAGCCUCCAGUGGAUGCAUCCACACAGGAAACCAUGAUGGCCGUACUAGUGGAGAUGGGAUUUGGGGAUCGGCCGCUGAACCAGCGACUACUUAACAAAUAUAACUACAACCUUCUGGAUGUUGUCAACGAGCUGGUUCAGUUGACCGACAAUGACUGGUACUCUACACGCUACUAACACGAAAGGCAGGAAGAAGUGUAUGGUCGGACCAGGCUGAUAUUUCUAAAGCAUGGCUUGGAGGAGUACAUGAAGAGUAUGUAGAGUAACAGCAAGGUCAUUCCAAACUGAGAUCAGAACAGCAGCGUGUGUGACUAUGUGAAAAUGUUUUUUUCUUUUACAGAAGUUUAAAUAGAUACAGAACUUCCCGGUUUGAAGCUAUGACUAUCAGCUAAAUUAAUAACUUUAAGUUAAGAUUGUUUAAGAUGUUUUUGUUUGAAUGCUUGAGUUUUCUGGAAAUGUAAAAACUUUUAAGGUGUAAUAAGAGAUGAGCUAUUGUAUAUUUUAGGCUUAUCGUGUGGUGGUUGAAUUUGCACUGCUGUAUGUGUGUGUUAAUGUUUUUCUUUGUAGAAAAAUGUCGCCAAAUGAGUUAAGAUUGUUUUUUUGUUUGCCAAUGAGGAGAAUUGAAGGAUAUGGGAGUAAAGAUAAAGAAACACUUGAAUAACAACAGCACUUGUAGGAUUAAAGUUAACUUUCAACAUAUAUUAUAUUUUAAUAGUGGUCAAAAAAAAUGGUGGAGUAUGUUUUUCUGGACCCAAAGUCCAUCUGGAAUUAAAAAAGGAUGAAUUAAAACAAACUCAGCAAAUUAGAAGAAUUUUUUUUUUUUUUUUUGCUGUGUGCCAAGUUAGCUCUGUUUGUGGAUCAGGCGCUCCAUGUACAGAGGCUACUUCUUGCUAAUGAGAUGUACUGUCAAAAAAAGCAACCCUACCCAAAAAAGAAAUAUAUAUAUAUAUUUUUUAAGAAACUGUUUAACAUUUUGUGAAAUACACAAAUAACAUGUUUGCAGGAUGUGAAUUGAGAUUUAAACCACUCCCUGUCAUCUAAUUUUCCACUUAAAUUCAAAUAAGUGAUAAAAUCCUGAGCUACUUCUUGAGGGUUUAGAUAUCAGUAAUUGGCUUUGACACUCAGUGAUUCUUAUCUGUUUCUUAAUAAGCAAUGAUAGGACUCCAGACAAACGUGAUCUGGUAAAGAGUGUAUUGAGACAUUUUCUUCAGUAGUGCUUUGUUUUCAAAACCAAAGUUUUCUUCGGCAAAAGGUUGACUCACUUGCACCAUCAACAACCAUGCAAGAGUACUGUUUCUCUGUACUAACUCUCUCUCACUAUGAUAACAGUGACCUCUAAACUUAAUGACAAACAGGUGACAAGUAUUCUCAAAGGAAAUUGGAGGUUUAACAAAGAAACAAAUCAUUGUUUAAUCUGUUUUCAUUGAAAUGUGUAUUUGACUUAAUUAUUAUACACAGUUCUGAGGGGACAAGCUGUUAUCUGCCACAGUAUACCUGAUCUUCAUGUUAUGUAUUCCAAGGAUUUAUUUUGCAUCAUAUUCACUUAACUGAACCUCACCACAGUCCCUUAACAAACAUCACGCUUCAUUCUGGUGAAAUGGAACCUGACUGAAAUGUGCACCUGUGAUGAUGGUGAAAGUUUCACACACUGCUCUGUAUGUCAUUAAGUUUGAAAUCGACUCUUAUGUGUUCAGUGAGGAAUUGUCCUGUAAAAAAAAAUCAUUCAGUGUAUGAAUAUAAGUGAAGUGUUUAAGGAGGAGAAAAGCUGGAUUGUUUGAGGUUUUUUUUCUGUGUUGCACUUUAUGAACAUGGUUAUGAUGUACAAAUCAAUCUGUAUCUGAUUAAAGUUAUUACACCAAUGAGA